AUGAAGCCUGGAAGGUUCAAUACAACACAUGUAACAUCUAUAGGCGAUCAUACCAAUACCAAUACCAAUACCAAUACCAAUACCAAUACCACCACUUUGGUUACUGAACCCAUUUUACCAUCCUCAUCAAUCUUGACAAAAGGAAAAUCAAUUUCAUCAUCUUCAAGCCCAAUCAACUCUCUCAUUGCUGGUGAAAAAAUUCAGUUUGGGGCAGUUACCUCACCAACAAUACUCCCUCCUAGUAGUCGUGUUGUGUCACAUGUGAUUGGGGCUCCAGGGUCUUUUCGUCCUAACAAGACUCAAAACAUUUCAAAAACCGAAAAUGAUUGCAAUAUAUUCUUUAAAAAAGAAGAUUUUGAGGCUGAAGUUGAAGCUGUUACUGUUGCUGCCAUUGAUAGAGAUGAGAUCGUUGGCAAUGGGGUGGGACCCGAAACCGGACCCGUCUCAGUUUCAAGUGAUCAACAAUCUGGAAGCCAAUCUAAACCUGAAGAAUCUCUAAGUGUAUCACUUCCUGCUGAUCUCUCUGUUGAAGCUCCCCCAAUAUCAUCUCUAUGGCCACCAUUGCCUAGUCCUCAAAGCUGA
This is a messenger RNA of Lactuca virosa, 582 nucleotides long. Lineage: Eukaryota; Viridiplantae; Streptophyta; Magnoliopsida; Asterales; Asteraceae. The record is from the annotation of a GenBank genome assembly.